AGUGUGUGCGUUGUGUCACGAUGAAUUGCGUUGAAAUUCCCAUAGCUGCUUGUAUUUAACAGUGAUAUUGAUAUAAAUGUUACAGCAAAGGCAAAAGCAACAACAACCGCGUGUGACAACGUUUUCCAUCCGAUUCGAUAUUCAAGUAGGCUCGCUUUCAAACACGCAUUUUCAUUGGUCGAUUUUCAUCAUCGCGUUUCGAACAUUUUGAUAAACACAACAAGAACAGAUAUGACACAAAUUCCGAUACACUUGCUUGACGGCUAUGGCAAAGGUAUUCUGUGUAUGGAACGGAGUUUAGUUCCAUUGAGGUGAUCUCUGUAUUGGUCUUUCCAUAUUCGAUAUACGGGUAGGAUAUAUUGAGAGUUUACCAAUCGAAAAUCAAUCCAAUUGAUAAUAGUAAAUAUUUACAUUUCACGAGAGUCUCAGUAAAGUUAAUUGAGAUUCAUCCAACAGAUUGGAUACAAAAUGAUUUUUUUUUUCAUUUCUAUUCACCGACAAAAAGAUUUGGUGCUCUCUGUAUGGUUUAAUUCCUUUUAGCCUAUGGUUUAUCGAAUGGACAAUGGAAAAUGUUUACAUUUCACAGUUGACACAAUGAAAUUUUGGAACAGACUCUCAAUUCAAGAGGAAUACCGAAAUAAUUCGUUCAUUCUAUAACGAAACGACUGAAUUCGUUCGCGCCGUCUCUUUCGUGUCAACUGACGAGUGCGCAAUAUAAUCGGACCGCACCGUAAAUGGCAUGCGUUUGUCUCUUUUGUGAUUGUUCAGUGCUGAACGAAAAAAGCCGGCACGGAAGCGUCAAAAGUCGCAUCAACUGCUAUUCGAAAUGUGUGUUCGAACGAGACAAACCGAUGUAACGAAGAGUCUACAAACAAAUCGUGCGUCUAAUUUGUUGUUGCUGUUGCUAUAUUUAUUGUUAUUGGCUCUCGUCCGCUUCGUUUUGGGUAGAUAAAGAAAAGAAAUGUCUAGCGCUAACUGAGCUGGCUCCAGUUAUUUUCUAUAGAAUUCGUUCAAGUCAGUCUGUCAUUCCGUUUGCUUGUGUACUGUUGUCGUAACACACUGUGAUUAUAUUUCUUUUUAAAUUUUGAAAUAGUUUUCACACAAAUCCAUUGUUAAUAAAUAUGAACAAAAUCAAUUGAUUUACUCACUAAAUCUAUGAGCAAAUAUUUAUUCCAAUUCGAUUGUAAAUUUCAAAAAAAUGAUACGUAAUUUAAGUGCAUUUGUUUUAUCGAUAGUGUUAGUUGUUGCUGGUGCACAUCAGAAUGUAUUUCCGGAGGGUGACCAAUACUCAUAUGAGUUCUCAAAUAAUGUGUUCAUAAAAGAUUUCAAAAAUGGCAGACCGGUGGCUUAUCGUCUGGUUGGAACUGUUCAUGUGGCGAACAUUUUGACUGUAGACGAUGAAAAACUGUUGAAAUUUACAUUGGAUUCGCCGCAAUUGAAUGUUCGACCACAUGGAUCUGAUUCACAAACGGAAUUCAACUAUCACAAGUCGCCGUUGGACAAUUACAAAAACAAUGAUUUUUAUGCCGUUUGGAAUUUGGGAAACAUCAGCGACAUUUACUAUGAUGCGAAAGAGAAUGCCGCUUUGACGAAUGUCAAGAAGUCAAUUGUGAGUCUCUUUCAGUACAAAACGAGCGAAGGUGUUUACACGGAAAAUCGAGCAUCAGGACGAUGUGAAGUGAGCUACAAAGAUACGGCUCAUACUGCGAUUCGACGGCUUAAACAAAACUGCGUACUCGAAACAAAAACACCACGCAUCGUUCGUCCAGAGCAACCGUUGCAAGCCAGCGCCCAAAACUAUCGAAGCACUGACUAUAAAUUUUUUCCGGAUGGAUCCAUUGAGAAAAUUGAGAGCCGCGACUAUUUUCACAUUGCUUUAGAAGCAAAUCGUGAGAUUGGAGGAAGCAUUGACUCAUUGGUUGUACUUCGGACCGAUGGACACUUGACCAAAGUUAGCAGGGCUGAUAGUAAAACACCCAAAGAAUUUUUGUCACAGUUGAAAAACUAUAAAGGUGAAACACUCGAAACGAGCCCACAAAUUCUUGAUGAGCCACUCAACUCAAAUUUGAAGAAGGCAAUCAAAGAAUACGAAGACGCAUUGGCUACCUCGAACAUUGGUACGGUUCAAUCAGCAAAGGCAUUCCUCAAUAUUUUGCCAAUAGCUCGGAUUGCGAAGACGGAAGAGAUUGUCCCAUUGCUUAAGGCGAAGAAAUUGCAAGAAAUCAAGCCUCAAAUUCUGGACAUUCUGGGAGCAGCCAGCACUGUAGACGCACAUGAAGCCGUUAAAAAAGCCAUCAACUUCCACUACGAUGCUGAAGUUGACAAUGUCGAACGAUAUUUACAGGCAUUGGCUGUCGGUGUUCGACCAAGUCCUGCGAUAAUUCUUGACUUAUUGAAAAUUGUUGACGACGAAUCGAUUGUGGAAAAAGUCAAAACCACAAUCAUUCACACGCUUGGCUCGACGGCAAGACGAUUUGCUCAGUCACCAAAUCAAAACUACUUCAGUGAUGUUGUUGUCAAAGUGCAAAAUUACUUUAAUGAUUCGAUCGCCGGCUGCACUGCUGCACCGUGUUUUGUGCAAUAUUUGAAUGGCAUCAACAAUUUGCAAUCGAUCCACUUCAUUGAGCAACUCUUUGAAUAUGUGAAUGACACCGACCGAUCGAUUUCUGUUGCAGCAAUGAAAGCACUUGGCAGUUUCCCAGCUUCUGUUUGGAAUCAAAAGCAUAUUCAACGUUUUGAAGAUAUAUUUUACCAAGUGGAAAACACUUUCGAUUCCAGCGUUCGAACACUCGCAUUGGAUAUUGUGUUGAAUUCGAAACUCACAGAAGAACAAUUGAAAAAACUGCUGUCACAUUUGAAGACGACCGACCGUGCAUUCGAAGUGAAGAAAUACUUAUUGGAAAUGGUUCGAAUGUUCAGUGCUGAGAAUGAUGACAUCAAUGAGAAAGCUCAACGAAUCAUUAAGAGUGACAGUGAAUUGAAUAAUUAUCAUAUCAUCGGCCAAAAGGGACUGACAACUGCAUUGUCGCGAAAGUAUUCGGUUCGAUCACCAUUCAAUGCAACUCUCAUCAGCAUUCAAGAGAUUUUUGGUGGAAUUCUGAAACGAGGCGGCGUCGACCUGACCAUCGAUUCACCGAAAAGCAGUUACAGCUAUUUUACGUUGGGACUAUAUUCAGGUGGAUUGACGUCAUUUGUUAGCAAUUCCAAUGACGAAAACGAAGAAGUUUCCGACGAAGCUGCCAACGCUGGUAUGGAAAUCACCGUUCAAGGAUCGUAUCUGCGGCCAUUGCAAUUUUUCAGUGGACAAGGAGAGCUGAUGGGUCAUGUAUGGAGUGGAACCGCAUCGGAACCAACUCCUGCCUACCUCGCAAACACAGUGCUACAUGAUCAUCAUGAAUCGUUGCAACUACAAAACGGAGCCACCGUUCAAAUUGAUAUUGAGAGCGCAAUGUCAAUCGAUUUGAAUGGCGCCAUCCAACUUAGUCUGUGGGGGAGAAACGCACAGAUUCAGGUCAAUAAAAAUGUCGGUCUAUACAUUGCGGGUAAAAUCUUAGUGAAUGCUGGUUUCGUGACAUUGGAUCUUCGUUUCAGUUUGGAAAAAGAACCGAAACUUAACCUCAACACCGACGUCGAUUUCUCAUCAGAAAAUAUUCUGUGCAUGCAACUUAGUCAACCAGAUGAUGUUUUCAGAUACGAAAUGGAGAAAAACCAAAUCAUUCCCGAAAUUCGGCAUCAUGUGAAGUCGAUAAAGAAAUUCAAAUACAACAUUGUUGGCAUCACGCAUUAUUUGAACGAGAAAAACAAUGAAAUGUGCAAUAAAAUUUUCGCCGCAUAAAUAGAUUUUAUAACGAUGAAAUUAAACAUUAGAUCUGUCAUUUGUGUUACUCGAUAAAAAUUGGAAUUUAAUAAAGAAUACAUAACGAUCUGUUA
Messenger RNA from Sitodiplosis mosellana (orange wheat blossom midge), 3930 nucleotides. It is a transcript of the gene Mtp, whose product is annotated as microsomal triacylglycerol transfer protein. The transcript has 6 exons. The coding region runs from base 1199 to 3835 and encodes 878 amino acids. Gene Ontology annotation, biological process: lipid transport; lipoprotein metabolic process. Gene Ontology annotation, molecular function: lipid binding. The record is from RefSeq and is a predicted model, not a curated record. NCBI's taxonomy places the organism in Eukaryota, Metazoa, Arthropoda, Insecta, Diptera, Cecidomyiidae. Gene Ontology annotation, cellular component: endoplasmic reticulum; basolateral plasma membrane; Golgi apparatus.